AUGGUGAGUUGUGCAAUUGACCAAUACAAGGAAUUGGGGGUGACUUCGACUAUUGCUGACGAAUUGAAGAGAAAUAUAACGCUGGAGAUAGAAAAGCGUUUCGGCCAUCUUGAAUACAACAUGUUGUUAGCCGUUUCUACAUUGCUAGACCCGCGUUUCAAGAACUUGCAUUUUAAAAAACCGGAAGCUUGUGCGAAAGCAAUGUCUCGAAUUAGAAAAUUCAUUUCUGAAUAUAAAUCUGCCGUAACGGCUUCGUCAACUUCUUCAGAAGAUGAAGAAAAAGUUGAAUUUGAUUUUUGGAAGUACCACAAAUCUUUGACUCACACGCAGAUAAAAAGAAAAAAAACUGACGGUGACGAUGAACUCACGUUAUAUCUCUCUGCCCCUGUAAAUACUUUAAAAGUUAAUGUUCUUGAAACAUGGCAAGAGAUGCAGGGUGUAUAUCCGAAUCUUUUUAAAGUGGCAAUGUGUCAUCUACCGAUUGUAGCAACAUGUGUUCCAUCAGAACGUCUUUUUUCGAAGGCAGGAGCUACUAUAACCCAGAGCCGAAGCAGACUUUCUAUGUUAUUAUUUUUAAGUUCAAUAGCUGGUACAAAAUACUGGAAUUAA
Messenger RNA from Parnassius mnemosyne (clouded apollo), 609 nucleotides. Lineage: Eukaryota; Metazoa; Arthropoda; Insecta; Lepidoptera; Papilionidae. The record is from the annotation of a GenBank genome assembly.